Hyposmocoma kahamanoa is the source of this 1462-nucleotide messenger RNA. RefSeq lists its product as uncharacterized. Gene Ontology annotation, cellular component: nucleus. The transcript has a single exon. Gene Ontology annotation, biological process: regulation of DNA-templated transcription. Lineage: Eukaryota; Metazoa; Arthropoda; Insecta; Lepidoptera; Cosmopterigidae. The record is from RefSeq and is a predicted model, not a curated record. The coding region runs from base 1 to 1458 and encodes 485 amino acids.
AUGACAAUGGACAUUCAAAAUAAUUAUCAAAAUUACAAAGAGGCUGCUCCAGAUGGGAAAGAGACUACCUUAAACAUUGAAAGUGCCAAAACUUCGUUAACUUCAAAAUCUGAAGGCUUAGCUAUGUUGAAUCCCGGAAAAACGUUGAAAAGAUCCUUCGAUGUUGCAUUUUUGAUGAUGCCUGAUGAAAAACUUCGUCAGAAACAACCAGACCGUCAGCUACGGGUAUCCAAACAAUUAUUCAACAAUGAAGAAUGGGAACAAUCUUUGAAAAGGGUUCCCGAAAUUUAUAAACACGGUGAAUAUUCCAAUGAAAAUAUACUGGACGCCAAAGAUCAAGACGACGAAAGAAUACGUGUGAACAACAACAUAUCGCCUACCUUUAGCUCUGACAUUAAUAUAGACGUCGGGACAGAUGAAUACCCCAAUAAAACGAUGUAUUGCAGUGAUUCAGAUAAUUCUGACAUAUCCAGAAGUCGUCCAAACUCCAAUGAAAGUGCUGCCAGGCAACCAAAAUUUCUACCUGAAUACAAGAAUAAAAUUUUCGACGAUCCAACAUUAAUUAGCAUGCAGUCAAGAGCAAGAUACGAAAACAGGUACACCGAGAGACCGCCAGAAAUGUCUCCUAAGAGUGCGUUCACCAAAGUUUCUAACUUCAGCAUGAGAUCUCCAAAUCCAUCAGUUAGCCCUGAUAAUCUUUUAUACCAGAACUCCGUAAGUCCCCCGUUAUCUGCGGCGAGUCCACCUGCUAGUUUUAACAAGGUACCGAAUAAUUUAUUGACCCACGCUCAUCUUCUCAACGGAAAUAACUUUUUCAAAGGCCACGUACCUUCACAAUCUCCUCCUAAUUAUCCUGAAUCAACAAUACCAAGGUCAAAUACAUCUUUCAAUAAAAAUAUUGAAUACCCAGAAAAAUCAGGUGACCCUAAAACAUCUCAUCAGUUGCCAAAUAAAUUGAACUUUUUACCAUUCAGACCCGAGAUACCAUAUCUUCAAGCAGGAUCUUCGUACCCAUUUGGUGUUCAAAACUUCCAAUCUCCAAGUUCAGAUUUUAUGAAGUUUCCUGUGCCUCCAAGAGAGCCGGUGAAUCCACUUAUAGCGAAUCCUUGUGCUGCAAUACUGAGUACGCUAUUACCACCGACACUAGCAGCAUUUUCGUUGCCCGCUCAAAACGUUUGUGCGAAAUGCAGCAUCAGCUUUCGAAUGACAUCUGAUUUGGUAUACCACAUGCGUACGCACCACAAAAGUGAGUCGUCACAUGAUCCUCAUAGAAGAAAGAGAGAAGAUAAACUUAAAUGUCCAGUCUGCAAUGAAAGUUUCAGAGAAAGACAUCAUUUGACCAGACAUAUGACCGCUCAUCAAGACAAGGAAGGGGACAUGGAUGACGGUCCCUCGCAGAAUUAUAAUAAGAAGAGUAAGCAAUUCUAUCACAAUGGGGGCUCCCUCAUCCACAAAUGAAUUA